CGUAUACAUGAACCCGUUGGUGUAAAAUAUACGAUCGUUUUCGAUACAAACUAACUUCAAUUGUUUCAAGUCACGUUUUUAGAAGUUAACUUUCUAAUUGAGUAGAAAAAAAUUGAAAAAUGUCAAAUGCCCGCGUAAGCCACGAACACAUAAUAUAUUGACGGAUGCUAUUUUCUGCGUAUUUUGUGAUCAAGAAAUAUUCGUUUACAUCAUAAUUACGGAAAUAUAUAACAUGGCAAAUUUCACGGAGCGUCAUCAAAUAAUGACAUUACUCGGCGAUAGAUCGCUACAAUCAUAAAAUAACCUAAAGUAUGUCCACGGUACCGGAAAACGAUGAGAAGAAAGGGGUUAUAGAGGGAAGUUCAACGAGAAAUGCUUCAACCAUCGAGACUCCCGAAGAUGACGGUAAAGCGAACCGGAAGCCCACGGUGUUGGAAUCUCACGGUUAUGCACUCGGAAGAACCAUCGGAGCUGGCUCGUACGCAACCGUCAAAGUCGCAAAAUCCAAUCGUCACGAGUGUCAGGUGGCCGUGAAAAUAGUAUCCAAGUUUCAAGCGCCGGAGGAUUAUCUGAGAAAAUUUUUACCCCGUGAAAUUGAAGUCGUGAAAGGUCUAAAGCAUCCUCACUUGAUACGUUUUUUGCAAGCGAUCGAAACGACUCAUCGCGUUUACAUCAUCAUGGAAUUCGCUGUUAAUGGAAGUUUGCUCGAUAUUAUUUGUCGCGACACUUUUAUCGAUGAAUCGAGAAGUCGACGUUGGUUCCGACAACUCACCGACGCGGUUGAUUAUUGUCACGAGCGUGGCGUUGUUCACAGGGAUAUCAAAUGUGAAAACCUCUUGAUGGACCAAGAAUACAACAUAAAAUUGUCCGAUUUUGGAUUCGCAAGAGGACAAAUGAAACCAAAAAAUGGGGUUGUUAUUUUGAGCGAAACCUUUUGCGGGAGUUACGCUUACGCCUCGCCCGAAAUUCUACGGGGUAUUCCAUACCAGCCACAAUUGUCAGACGCUUGGUCUUUGGGGGUCGUUCUUUACGCCAUGGUUUACGGCUGUUUACCCUUCGACGAUACCAACUUUGCACACCUACUAAAGCAAGUUCAAAGUAAGGUGACAUUCCCGAAAGCCCCUAAAAUAUCGAGCGAAUGUCGUUCCCUAAUAAUGCGGAUAUUGAUGCCCCAAAAGACUCGCAUUAAAAUCGCGGACAUACGUUCAGAUCCAUGGCUAGCUGUGCCCGUCUCCGAGGCUGAAACUUCAACUACCGAAAAAUCUUUGGAAAACGUGGAUGCCGGAACGAUGAUUGCAAAAGAAUUGAGAGUCUUCAAUCCCCAGAUUAUAGUUGCGAGUCCACCUUUGUUGCCCGAAACAGAAAAAAUGUCGGCCAAGAAACCCCGGAAUAUUGAUCCCUCGAGUUUAUACGAGCCAGAGUCAAGUCCCGAAGAAUCGACUGAGAUUUCCCCGUUAAACGUCACCGUAGACGACAGUUCGCCGAGCACGACUCGAUUAAAUCGUUCGAUUGAUAACUAGAGUUAAUAAAAAGAAAAUCUUUCUUUAAUUUAUUCGAUCGAAUAUGACACGAAAUGAGGCACGAGGCUUUUUUCUCAUCUGUUUUUAUUAUUCAAUCGGUUAAAUGCAUUUUUUAAAAAAACUCUGGAAGAAACGCGUUCGCGUUG
Messenger RNA from Venturia canescens, 1666 nucleotides. RefSeq names its product testis-specific serine/threonine-protein kinase 4-like. The coding region runs from base 312 to 1520 and encodes 402 amino acids. The transcript is spliced from 7 exons. The record is from RefSeq and is a predicted model, not a curated record. NCBI's taxonomy places the organism in Eukaryota, Metazoa, Arthropoda, Insecta, Hymenoptera, Ichneumonidae. Gene Ontology annotation, biological process: protein phosphorylation; intracellular signal transduction. Gene Ontology annotation, cellular component: cytoplasm. Gene Ontology annotation, molecular function: ATP binding; protein serine/threonine kinase activity.